Molecule: messenger RNA, 4285 nt
Organism: Dipodomys spectabilis (banner-tailed kangaroo rat)
Lineage: Eukaryota; Metazoa; Chordata; Mammalia; Rodentia; Heteromyidae
Gene: Fgd3
Product: FYVE, RhoGEF and PH domain containing 3
Exons: 19
Coding region: 445-2583 (712 amino acids)
Biological process (GO): cytoskeleton organization; filopodium assembly
Cellular component (GO): cytoplasm
Molecular function (GO): metal ion binding; guanyl-nucleotide exchange factor activity
Source: RefSeq, a predicted model, not a curated record
CUCUAGGCAGCAUGACUGACAGUAGGGAGGGACUGAGCCAGUGCAGGAAGGAAACAAGAGACAAGAGGGCCCCGCCUUCACCACCAACAUUUCCUUCUGGGCACUGGAUCCUCCAGCUACAGGUAUUUAUGAGUCCUGCUUGCCCUGGUGAUCCUGUCCUGCUCUGAGGUCCUACUGACUCAAUGUCAUGGUCUGAGAAGCCCUUCUUAGCAGAGAAGAUGGAAACCCUUGACCACAUCUGCUGCUGUCCUCCUCAGGCUGAGGCUCCAUGGACCUUCUAAACAGCUCCACUUCAAACUAGCUUGAGCAAGAGAUUUCCAAGAAAUCUUUCCAACCUCUGCUGGAGGCCCAAAAGAAGCAGGCCAGUCACUGUCAAUAUCUUCAUUGGAGAGAGGGACAGCAUCAGGAAGCUCCUUGCCAGUCUCCUAGAGUUCAGCUCUGAGGAUGGAAUUAGAUGGGGGAUCCUCAUCCCCACCAGAAGCCAUCACCACUGUAGAAGUAUCCAAUGCUGGGCCUGGCAACUCCUCCCUGGGGAAGCCCCAAGUCCUCCCCAUUAGGCCCAGCACCUACCAAGGGGAACUUGGCAGCCAGGGCGCAGCAGGGAGCUGCCUUCUAGAUCUUGGCCUGAAGAUUCCCAACCGGGACAGUGGAAUUGACAGCCCAUCCUCCAGCGUUGCUGGUGAGCACUUCCCCUGUGAGGAGGGCAGUGAGGUCCCCCCAGACCCCACCAUGCUGGGGCUGCACCCUGAAACAGCUGUGGACAGUGAGACACCACAGAAUUCACUCCAAGAGGAGGACAACAAUGAUGUGGAGGAGGACCCUGAUGCUGAGAACACCCCCCUGAAGAUGGACGACAUUGGCCAGGCCCAGAAGCUGCUCCAGAUUGCCCAGGAACUCCUGCACACUGAAGAGACCUAUGUGAAGCGGCUGCACUUAUUGGACCAGGUUUUCUGCACCCAGCUGACAGAAGCAGGCAUCCCUCAGGAGGUUACCACGGGCAUCUUCUCAAACAUCUCCUCCAUCUACCGCUUCCACGGGCAGUUCCUGCUACCCGAGCUGCAGACACGAAUCACAGAGGAGUGGGACACGAAUCCCCGGCUUGGGGACAUCUUGCAGAAGCUGGCUCCAUUCCUGAAGAUGUAUGGCGAGUAUGUCAAGAACUUCGACCGAGCAAUGGGGCUGGUGAGCACAUGGACCCAGCGCUCACUGCCAUUUAAGGAUGUAAUUCACAGCAUCCAGAAACAAGAGGUGUGUGGAAAUUUGACACUGCAGCACCACAUGCUGGAGCCUGUGCAGAGGGUCCCCCGCUAUGAGCUGCUGCUCAAGGACUAUCUGAAGAGGCUCCCCAGAGAUGCCCCAGAUCGAAAGGAUGCAGAGAGGUCUCUGGAGCUCAUCUCCACAGCUGCCAACCACUCCAAUGCGGCCAUUAGGAAAAUGGAAAAAAUGCACAAGCUCCUGGAGGUGUAUGAGCAACUGGGUGGAGAAGAGGACAUUGUCAACCCAGCCAAUGAGCUGAUAAAGGAGGGCCAAAUUCAGAAGCUGUCAGCCAAGAACGGCACAGCUCAGGACCGUCACCUCUUCUUGUUCAACAGCAUGGUCCUCUACUGUGUGCCUAAACUGCGGCUCAUGGGCCAGAAGUUCAGUGUCCGGGAGAAAAUGGACAUCUCUGAUCUCCAGGUACAGGAUAUUGUCAAGCCAAAUGCAGCACCUACGUUCACUAUAAAGGGAAGAAGAAGGUCCUUGGAACUUCAGACUCGGACAGAAGAAGAGAAGAAAGAAUGGAUUCAGGUCAUUCAGGCCACCAUCGAGAAGCACAAGCAGAACAGUGAGACCUUCAGAGCUUUCAGUGGUGCCUGCAGCCAGGAUGAGGAGUCCACCUUGUCUCCAGACUCACCUGUGGUGAGUACAAGUUCUGUGGAGCCUGUGGGGGUGACUGACGGCAGUGGGAAUGCCACAGGGUUUGAGUCCAGAAAAUUAUCCUCUAAGACCAGACGUGACAAGGAAAAGCAGAACUGCAAGAGUUGUGGGGAGACUUUCAACUCCAUCACCAAGAGGAGACAUCACUGCAAACUCUGUGGGGCGGUCAUCUGUGGGAAGUGCUCUGAGUUCAAGGCGGAGAACAGCAGACAGAGCCGUGUCUGCAGAGCAUGCUUCCUGAGCGAACCAGUAACUCCUAUGAACCCCAGCUCCGAGGCUCUCACAGAGUCCAAGCAAUGCACAGAGAAUGCACCUGCUGCAGAUUCCCGGCCCAGCCUACUCUGUGGCCCCCUAAGAUUGUCAGACAAUGGGAUGGACUGGAGUGAGGUGUGGGCCGCCAUCCCUGAGUCAGACUCCCAGGUGCUGGACCUGCAAGGAAACAACCAGGCUGCUCAACUGCCAUGCACCAUCCGCCUCCCUGGCUGCACAGUGAGUGUACCAGACCCCAAGGAGCACCUACAGGCAGAGCAUGUGUGGAAGCUGCAGCAGGGCCAGCAGACCUGGUACCUGAGUGCCUCCUCAACAGAACUACAACAGCGCUGGCUGGAGGUCCUGACCACCACUGCGCAUGGGGACACAGUCCAGAACAGCCCAGGAACCCUGUAGUCCCAGGCAUGGCCAUUCCAUGAGCCUACCCCCUGCCCCCCACAGCCCUUUGCACUGCCAUGUCAGACUUGUGUUCUGGGAGGUGAUAUUGCAGGCCACAUGAAGGAAUGAAGACUGUCAGUUGCCCAGAGCAUGAGGCAUUUGGCUUUGGAAGUCUCCUUUUGCUUUAGAAAGGAGGAAACAGAAAUUCAAAAAUGAACAGCCUCUUGUCCAGGGACCAUCCAGCAGAUCUUGGGCAAGACCUCAGCCUCUGAUUCUUAGCCCAGAAGUAUGGCCAGAACAGUGAGCAUGGACCACUGCAAGAUAAAAUGUCACCAAGCUGGUUGUGGUGACAUCAACUAGCAAAAGGCAGAAAGGAGGGCCAGGGAUGGUUUGCAGCUGGCCCUGGGUUAGGCAGAGCUACGUACAGCCCACCUUGGCCUCUGUACACCCUGUCCACUGUGUGAGCUAGGCUGUGACUCACCUCCAAUGGGUAGCAUCUCCCCUUUCUGCCCUCUCCCAAGACUCUGCCUCAUAGUCUACCUCCCCUGUUGAUCAAGAGAUCGACCUGCCCCAUCUCAUCUUGACACGUGGUUCCUGAACACCACAUUGGGAGUUCUUCAGGGAAGCUGGUCCAGGCCCUGUGUGGCAGGCAUGUGAGGUUCACUGCUGACCCCGUAGCGGGCAGAUGCAGUGCUUGUCUAUGUAAAUAAAUGCUGGCUGUCAGCAGCAGGUUUGGCUUCAGCAUCCUCUACCCCUCCACCAGGCAAAUGAAGCAUGGAGGACAAGGGUGGCAGAAUUGCAUAGACUGCAUGCCAGGCCUGGAAAGCAGCUCUGCAGCUCUGGUGCUGCCAGAACUGGGCAGACAUCUGGGGGAUGUCAUAAAGGUCAUAGGGUUGAGAAAGUACUCUGAAAGGAUCUAGAAACCGAUGGUGGGAUCUGGUCCUUCAGGACACUCCCCUCUAACAUCCAAUCCACACUGCUUUGUGUGGAAUACCUGAGCAGACAUGGGAGGCACCUCCCUGGCUGAGAGGGAGUGGCUAGAACCAGAAGUGGGUGGUUGUCACAGGUAAGGCUAAGUGAGAGAGCACAGUUAGAACACAGAUAGCUGUAUAUAUAAGCCAGCUGGCAUGGUUGUGGGUUGCCCCAAAAUGACUAUACACACUUGAGCCUCUGUGUGGCACUCACUAUGAAGAAACUGAGGCAGGAAUCAGGAGCAAAGCAGCUGGAGAACUUGCACAUUGCAUGGUGCUUGCCUGGAAGAGAUGGACCACUUCCUUUUGGCUACUAUAGCUCAAGUUGGGGCAGUGGCAGUGGUAGAGGAGAACAGGUGUCCACAGGGGCCUCAGAAGGUUCUUUCCUUGGCUCAGUGCACAAAUGGGGUGUGAGCAGAGACGGGAUGGGAGUGGGGGGAGUUUCACAGAUCUCACCAGCUGCAUGGGUCCAGUGAGGGAUGGGCAAGGAGAUGGGGCUCUGUGACCCAUACAACAGGUAAGUGAGCAAAACCAGAGCUAGAAAAGGUGGGGAGCCUCAACCAAUGUUCCUCCUUAGAUUUUCCCCCAACUAUCUCAGGCCUUUGUACCUGCUGUUCCCUGUGUCUGAGACUUUUUCUGCAGAUUCUUCUGGGGCCUCCUGAGCCUUUGUCUACUGUCUUGUUUAACUCUAUAAUCUCUUGUGUAACAUAUUUCCCCAGGUAGAAUACAAGCAUGAAUGCUUGUAUUCA